GGGCUUUGUUGUUCUUUCGGGAUGGAAAGACGGGACAAAAUUGAUUUAAUUCUUUGUAAACAGUCUGAGUUAAACGCCCGUAACAUUUCAUUUGGAUCAGUAUAAUCAAAAGCGGUUAUCGUACGGAUUUGAACUGAUCUCUUCUGGUGAAAAGUGGCGUGUUUGUGGGACCAACUCAGUUCAGCGGUGAGCUAGCUAACCUCUCCGGGAGGGUGUCCUGGCUGGAGCGGAAGGAAUUCCAGCCACUGAAAGAAGAGCAGAAAUCUCUGCUGGGAUGCCCCGCUUAAGUUGGAAAAAACUGCAUUUUACGAUUCCACCUGGAAUCGUGACGAUAUAAAUCUUAAAUAUGUGCUUGCUUGAAUGGUUGUAAACUACAAAAACAACUCUGUGGUUUUAUAAGUAUUAAGUUAACGUGCCAGUUCUAGCUAGCCACGUAGCUAACUCUCAGUGGGAAGGCAUUUAAAAUGGCGGAAGGCUGGCCCAUUCCUUCGGCCCUUAUCUUCAUGCUGCUAAGUUUGAGUGCCUGGGCCAGUGAGUCUUGUCCUGCUACUUGCUCGUGUUAUAAAACAGAGGAUGAGGUUCAUAUUCUGGACUGCAACAGAAGAAGGCUGUCGAUGGCUCCAGUGGAAGUCCCAGAUGGGAUAACCCAAGUUACUUUGAAUCACAAUGAGCUGACUGUUUUUCCCUAUCUUGGCGAUGUCUCCUCAAACAUCACAGGACUUUCUUUAGUCCACAAUCGGAUCACUGAGCUGUCAAUGCUUCAGCUACAACCAUAUGUUUCCCUGGAGACACUGGACCUUACAUCCAAUUCCAUCUCUGAGCUCAAAGUUGGAUCCUUUCCAUCUAUGCAGCUGAAAUAUCUUAAUUUAAGCAACAACAAGAUCAGCGUCCUGGAGCCUGGCUGCUUUGAAAACAUCUCCAGCUCCCUGUUGGUGCUGAGGCUGAACAGGAACAGAUUGGCUGUGCUUCCAUCCAAAGUCUUCAAACUUCCACAACUUCAGUUCCUUGAACUGAAGCGGAACAAGAUCAAAAUUGUUGACAGCCUUACAUUCAAGGGGAUGGACUCCUUGAAAUCACUGAAGAUGCAGAGGAAUGGCAUCACUAAGCUCAUGGAUGGAGCCUUUUUUGGACUGAACAACAUUGAAGAAUUGGAGCUAGAGCACAACAACCUAACAGAGGUUAACAAAGGUUGGCUUUAUGGCCUGCGCAUGCUGCGUAUCCUGCGGGUCAGCCAGAAUGCUGUUGGCAUCAUUGGACCAGACGCCUGGGAGUUUUGCCAAAAGCUUGAGGAACUAGACUUGUCUGGCAAUCAUCUGACUAGACUUGAGGAGACAGCUUUUAAAGGUUUAGAUUUCCUGGAGAGCCUGAACCUGGGAGAAAACUCUAUCAGCCAUUUGGGAGAGGGAGUGUUCAGUGGCCUGUCAAGUCUGCGCACCCUAGAUAUCCGUAAUAAUGAAAUCUCCUGGGCCAUUGAAGACUCCAUUGGUGUAUUUGAUGGCAUGAAGAAGCUAAACACUCUAAUCCUACAACAGAACAAAAUCAAAUCCAUCACAAAGAAAGCGUUUGAAGGCCUGGAGGAGCUCGAGCACUUGGACCUCAGCAAGAAUGGUAUCAUGUCGAUACACCCAGAGGCGAUGUCUCAUAUGAAGCUGAAAGUGUUUGUCCUGAACACAAGCAACCUGCUGUGUGACUGUCACAUGCAGUGGCUGGGUCCUUGGUUGACAGACAGCCAGUUCCAGCAGUCUGUCACUGCUAUCUGUGCCCAUCCUGUGAAUCUGCUCGGUCGCAAUGUCCUGUCCAUCAGCCCGGAAGAGUUUGUUUGUGAUGAUUUCCCCAAGCCUCAGAUCACAACUCACCCAGAGACGUCUGUUGCACUGCGGGGAAACAAUGUGACUCUGAGCUGCAUUGCGUCCAGCAGCAGUGAUUCACCAAUGACCACAGCCUGGCGGAAGGAUGGGGAGGUGCUGUAUGAUGCAGAAGUGGAAAAUUAUGCCCGGUACCAAGAGGGAGAGCUGAUCUAUACCACUGUGCUUCACCUCCUCAAUGUGAACUUCACCGAUGAGGGGCGUUACCAGUGUGUGGUCUCCAAUCACUUUGGUUCCAAUUACUCCAACAGGGCCAAGCUUACUGUCAAUGAGAUGCCUUCCUUUCUUAAGACCCCCAUGGAUCUGACAAUCCGGACCGGGACUACGGCCAGGCUGGAGUGUGCUGCUGAAGGCCAUCCAUCACCACAGAUUGCUUGGCAGAAAGAUGGAGGCACUGACUUCCCUGCUGCCCGAGAGCGCAGGAUGCAUGUGAUGCCGGAUGAUGACGUCUUUUUCAUUGCUAAAGUGAAAACAGAAGACAUGGGAGUGUAUAGCUGUACCGCUCAGAAUGCUGCUGGCAGCCUGUCGGCAAAUGCUACUCUGACUGUUCUGGAAACCCCAUCCUUCAUGCGGCCACUGGAAGACAGAACAGUGGCCCGGGGUGAAACUGCUGUGCUUCAGUGUAUAGCUGGAGGCAGCCCUGCUCCUCGUCUCAACUGGACCAAAGAUGAUGGGCCUUUGGUACUAACAGAGCGCCACUUCUUUGCUGCAGCCAAUCAACUUCUUAUCAUUGUUGAUGCUGGUCCAGCUGAUGCUGGGAAAUACACCUGCAUCAUGUCUAAUACUUUGGGUACAGAGCGUGGCCACAUAUACCUGAGCGUCUCGCCAUCACCAAAUUGCGAUACAGGCACAGUGAAUGACCAGGAUGGCUGGACCACUGUGGGCAUAGUGGUGAUUGUGGUGGUGUGCUGUGUGGUCGGUACUUCGUUGGUCUGGGUCAUUGUAAUCUAUCACAUGCGUAGGAAAAGUGAGGACUACAGUAUUACCAACACAGAUGAGAUGAAUUUGCCAGCAGAUAUUCCCAGCUACCUAUCCUCUCAGGGUACUUUGUCUGAGCCUCAGGAGGGUUACAGUAAUUCUGAGGCUGGGAGCCACCAGCAGCUCAUGCCUCCCCUCUCUAAUGGAUAUGUCCAUAAGGGCACGGACGGUGUGUGUUAUGGAGACACAGGCAGUGAGGUGGAAACUGAAGGGAACAGCAUGCUGCACUGCAGGGUUGGCUCGCUGUUUACUGGCCGUAGCAGUUUCCACCCUGGGGAGCCUCGCGAGGGACUAGCUGGAGUCCCCCCAGGCGGUGCAGGUCCUCUAGUCAUUUGCUCUGACUGCUAUGACAAUGCCAACAUCUACUCUCGCACGCGGGAAUACUGUCCCUAUGCUUAUCUGGGGGAGGAUGAUCCACUGGACAAGACUGUGCCAGGUCUGAAGGAGAACCUCAGUGAGCAUGCUCAGCAUGAGGACGCAGCUCUGAAUAGCCUCACUAGCAAUCAGGACUCUUCUGUCUUUUUCACCUCACAUGAUAAAAGACUAAGCAGCCACACUCCUCCAGAGCACUAUGAUUCACUUAGCAGGUCUUUCUGGAGAGAAGCAGAAAAUCUAUCUUCGAAGCCCCCGCCUGGAGCAUCCCAGAUCCCAGUGACUGUACAUAGGACACCUCCUCUGACCUCUGCAACUGAUGGAGCAGUAGAACAGAGUGAAGCAGAAGUGGACUAUUCACCCAGUCAAUGCAACCAAGACCACAGAAGUGCCUCUAAUAGGACUAACCCUCAGGAGCAUCCAGCUCCCACAUAGGUUUUUACAUUCUGGCCACAUUCUGCCUCUGACACUUUGUUGCUGCAACCCCCCCCCCCAUCUCACAUUCACCCUUCACCCACUACCUCCAAAGAGACUCCUCAUAUUCUGCCAAAGAUGCUCUCUUGUAUGUUUACAUUCCCCUUUAAUCAAGAGGACAUACUAGUGUGCUCCAAUGUGGAAAGACUUGCCACAUCAGACCGGAUACAUGGACAGGUGAUUAAAGUGACCUCCUUUCUGACAUCUCCACCUCUGCAAGACCUCUUUCCUCCCAGAGCCUCCACUCUCCUUUGUUCUCACCCAAGAGAAAACUAUGAAUGUAUGCUUUAAAGAGCCAUGUCAGAUGCUGCCAUGAGAGAAAACCGAGACACGGUCGAGUCCUCACAAGCUCUCGUCUGGCCCUGGUACUGUGAGACUAAAAUAUGUUGUGCCAGUUGAUGUUGUGCUGGCAGUUUUGUCUCAUUAUUCCUGGUACAGACACCUGUUGGAGCAGCCUAGAUGACUUGAGAAGAAGUCGCUAGAAUACUGCCUCUCAAGCGGGAAAAAUGGGGGUUAAAGAGGGGACAGUGGUAGUUCCCUGACCAGCAGUUUUUGAUGGAUAAUAUUGGAAAGACCCUUGAAGGCAUACCUACAUUCCCACAGCCAUCCUGACUGACUCAAAACUAUGCUAUGGUAUCCAUUUAUGCAAAUCCCAGAGACAUGACAUCAAAAUAUGGUGUAUAUUAUGAAUAUAUAUGGAUAUAUCAUAUAUUAUCAAAACUUAGUUUUUUUUCUUUAUGUCAAACGCAGUUGAUAAUUCCAUAUUUUAUGUCUUCGUAACGAUGAGCAGUUUGAGGACAAAGGGUACAGUUGUUGUUUUGGUUUGUUUGUUUUUUAUUUUGUUUUUUUGCACAUGAGACAAUCACAGUUUUGCUGUCGACCACUUUCAGUUAUUGUCUAAUGGAUUGCCUUUGAAACAAGCAUUCUCAGUAGCCUUGAUCAUGUGAUAUGAUAUUUUUUAUGCUUUUUUUUGGUUUGUUUAAAUACAGUAUGCACUGAUUUGUUUUCCCUUUUCUCCUAUGUUAACAGGCACUUAAUUUAAUGGUGGCAAAAUUAUUUAUGCAGUGUGCAUGACUUUUUUUUUCCUUUUUUUUUUUUUUUUUUAACAAGUCGAUUUAUCAUCAUAGUUUAUUCUCUCAAAGCUAUUGUUCCUUCUAUGAAUAUUAUGUAACCCUAGGUUUCCACUUAGGACUGUGAACAUGAGAAUGUAAUGUAUUAUUUUAUACAUGUAUGUAUGUGUACAUAAUACUAGUUAUUAAAUUCAAUGUUCUAAUAAUCCAUUUGCUGAGAGGUUUUAGGGAUGAGCUGCAGUAGCUUUGAAAACAUUAAGCUUAUUUGUUUUAAGUUUCUGUUGUCCCACAGCUAUCCUCAAAAUCUUCCUUUCUUUCAGUUAGCAAGAUAACAUUUUUCUUGAUAAUGGGGUGUUAUUUUCUUAGAAUUGAAAAACGGCACUCCCAACAGCUGCCUAGCCUCAGCAAGCUGUGCUCUUUCCAAAUAAGAGCUAUUGUUAUUCUUUAGGUUUGCAAGCAAAAAUGCCCCCGUUAAAAGAAUGUCCUGUCCCAUCAGUUUUGAUCUAAUGAGUUGUUCUUAAAGUCUUCUAGAUUAUUGCACUUUGAAGUUGUUCAUCUAUGAUUGUUUCUGAGUGGUAUUUACUCAGUAUUAUUAGAAAAUUACACUUAGCUGCCAGUGUAUUAGAUAAGCCUAGCAAAAAUGAACGCAUUCAAAUAGUGUUAUUUUGCCGUUUGCGUACCAUUUUAAUGAAUUUAAAGUGUUUUCAUUUAAAUUUUAUUAGCAACUGAUUCAACUGUGCAGUCAUUUUGUUGGGUGUAGUUAAAUGUGUUUGUGCUCUAUACCAAUGUGAAUAGAAACAUUGCUUGUAUACAGUCAAAUUGACUUCUCCAUAAUGAUUAUACAGUUGAGUAAAUGCCUUACCAAAGUUUUUUUGUUUUUUUUAACUGAACAACUCUAAUGAAUAAGGAUUAUCCUAACUGCAUGAGUUUUUAGUUAGGUGCUCUAAAUAAACUGGCAGCUGAGUGUAUGUCAUGUUCAUAUUUUUCUAGACUUUUUUUUUUUUUUUUUGCAUAUAGUUGACCAACACACGUUCGAGAAAUGGAGUAUUCAAAGGUACUGAGUUGAGGCACCAAAAAAAAUCACAAAGUAAAAAGUUCAUCUACCGUGCGCAUUGUAAUGUAGCUUGAUGCUGUGUCUUCCAUGUAAUGUCAGAAUAUCUAAUUCAUGUGUCAUCAGUAACUUCUCAAAAUGCAUUGAUUAAUAUUUUCCAAGAACUUCACCUCCUUGCUGGUACGUGCAGACAUGAAUUGUAUUUUGUUUCCACUUUCUUCUGCCUGCACAUUCCUAUAAAUUCCUUUGAGUAACAUCAACUGUUAUUGGCAUCAACUUUCCCGGCCCCUCUGUAUUUUUUCUAUUUUUUCCACAUUUCUUUUUUUCAGUGGUGGCAGAUUUGUGUGUCGAUGUUCCCAGACCGUUGGUCAAAGUCAAUUUCAUGCCCCUCUUAAGCGAUACAAAAAUUUAAAUGAAAACUCACUGCGAUAAGUUAUCCUAAUGAAGCUACAUAUCUGGGAGGCCGAAAUCAAUUCAGUGUUCAAUACUUUUCACCAACGGAGCCUAAAAUAAUGUGCAUUUGUUUUGUUUUCUGAAAUGCCCUUUAUGACUUUAUACCAAAGUUUAGCAGUAACUGCUCUGGUAAUAUCCAAUGCUGCUUUUUGUUUUUUACCUUGUUUCCUGUACAUUCUGUAAAGCAUGUCUAAAAAGCCUUUUUGUUACAUAGCCAUUAUUCAAACAUUAAACGUGAAU
Messenger RNA from Pelmatolapia mariae (spotted tilapia), 6503 nucleotides. RefSeq names its product leucine-rich repeats and immunoglobulin-like domains 2 (gene lrig2). The coding region runs from base 465 to 3650 and encodes 1061 amino acids. Gene Ontology annotation, molecular function: protein binding. The transcript is spliced from 18 exons. The record is from RefSeq and is a predicted model, not a curated record. NCBI's taxonomy places the organism in Eukaryota, Metazoa, Chordata, Actinopteri, Cichliformes, Cichlidae.